AAAUCAUUAUAUACUUAUAAUCCUUAUAGUAUUAUAACGAAGAGAACGAUAGUAAUGGAAUUAUUUAAAAAAUUUUUAAAUCAACGUAAAAAUUUAAUAGAAUUAUCAUUAAAUACGAAUUUUAUUAAUGAUUUUAAAAAAUUCGAGAUGAAUUUUAACGGUAUCGAUCAAGAUUUAUUUGAUAUAUUUAAUGAAAAAACUUUAGAUGAUAACGAUCAUAACGAUUAUAACGAUCAUAGUAACGAUGAUGAUGAUAAUAAUAAUAAUGAUAAUAUACGUACUUUAAUUUGUGGUGGGAUUAAAUUUGAUGAAAUAUUAAAAUCAUUACAAAAUAAUUUAAAAUUAUCAUCUAUAAAAAAUUUUAUAAUGGAUUUUAAUUUACCUUAUAAUUUUAAUUUAAUGAAUUUUUUAUCCACACAAAAAAAUUUAAAAAAAUUAUGCGUUGUUGGAAGAUAUUAUGAAUUACAUGAUAUUUUUUUAAAAUUAUCUCAACGUAAUAUUUUAAAAAAAUUAUCUUGUUUAGAAUUUUAUGGUAUAAAAUUGUUCAGGAAAAAAUAUUCAUUCUUCUUCUUCACAUAA
This is a messenger RNA of Rhizophagus irregularis DAOM 181602=DAOM 197198, 579 nucleotides long. Lineage: Eukaryota; Fungi; Glomeromycota; Glomeromycetes; Glomerales; Glomeraceae. The record is from RefSeq and is a predicted model, not a curated record.